GCUCAGAGCCUCAACAUGAAAGUCUGUCUCACUUUGAUCUGCUGCUUCUUCCUCUCUCUGCAGGAUGGAAGCGCUGCUCCUGUCUACUCAGGCACUGAAGGAGGAGACGUCACAGUUCAAUGCUCCUUUAGUCUCUCUCGUCAAAAGAAGGUCUUCUGUAAGAACCAAUGUAAAGAAGAAGACAUUCUCAUUGAAACAACUAAUAACAGAGCUCAGAGCGGCAGAUACAGCAUGGAAUAUAAAGAAGGAUCUUUAAAUGGAGGAGAUCUGUUUGUGACCAUCACACAGCUGACCAAGUCUGACUCAGGACGAUACUGGUGUCGUCUGGGCACAUCUCGCUCUUCAUAUAAGGAUUUAGAAAUCAUCGUCACAGACGCACUGCUGGAUGGAAACCGUGUAAAAAAGCUCAAUAAAAGAACUGGAGGAACUGUCACAGUGGAAUGCUCCUUUACUUCCACUGGAACAUGGAAGUUCUUCUGUAAGAACCAAUGUAAAACACGAGACGACAUUCUUAUUGAAACAGGUGCUGACACACGUCAGAGAGGCAGAUACAGCAUCAUAUAUAUAACAGGAUCUGAAGGAGGAGGAGGAUUUCUCUUUGUGACCAUCACACAGCUGACCACGUCUGACUCAGGACGGUACAGGUGUCGUCAGGGCAGAACCUUUUCUUCAUCUUCACACAGGGACUUUGAGAUCUUUGUUUCAGACGGUGAGUUUCUACUGAACUGA
Messenger RNA from Seriola dumerili (greater amberjack), 729 nucleotides. RefSeq names its product polymeric immunoglobulin receptor-like. The transcript has 3 exons. Bases 16 to 729 code for a protein of 237 amino acids. The record is from RefSeq and is a predicted model, not a curated record. Lineage: Eukaryota; Metazoa; Chordata; Actinopteri; Carangiformes; Carangidae. Gene Ontology annotation, cellular component: plasma membrane. Gene Ontology annotation, molecular function: transmembrane signaling receptor activity.